CACAUCCAGAUCGAACCCAAACCACCCCCCCCCUCUCUCUCUCUCUCUCCCUCUCUCUCCUCUUUGCCUAUGGCAGUUUCCGAUGCUGUGGUGAGUAACCUUACAUCCAUCUAUGUGGCAGUAAUAGCCUGUAUUAAGGCGUAUGGGUUCCUGUGUGGGCGCAGCUUCGGCGGUGGGUUUGUGCUGGUUGUGUCCACCGCCGUGGUGGCGCUGAUUUUGGUGUCGACCUUAACGUGGGACGUCUCGCGUAAGGCCACUUAUGCAUUCGCCGGCGAUCAUCCUCCGCAGCCUCCGCCGCAUGUCCACGAGGUUUGCAAGGGUGGCAUCUGCUGGCACGGCGUGGCGGUGCGCUCGCCGGCGUCACAGGUCCGCUUCAGACUCCCCCAGCAUCUUCCUUAUACUACUUUGUAACCCAUCUUCUCCUUGUUUUUCUAUAUCAUCAUAAACAGAGAAUAUAAGCGAAAGAAGGAAAAAAAAAAAGAGAGGGUUUAGUUUAGUUAAUUUUGUUUUCACUUUUUUUUGGGGUAGUUAGGUUUAUGCUGCCUUAACUUUACCAAGUUUUUGAGAAGGGCACGAGAUGAUUUGGGAUGAGAGGAUGAUAUAGUUAGUUAUAUAUAUAUGUGUGUAUACUUUGUAAUAUAUGGUAAUCGUGGUUAGAGGAGCCGGGGAGGGUUUAUGUGAAUAAAUAAAUAUAAUGUAUUGUUAAUUUUUUUUAUAAUGGAAAGGAGAUGUACAUUGGUUUUUGCUUGAUCUUCGAAUUUGCCAGGUUUGGGGUUUGGAGAGAACAGGGUCUUGUGGACACUGAUGUGAAGGGAAGGUAAUGAGGAAAGUGGAGAGAAAGGACUUUAGUUGAAAACAAAGGGGGUUGGUGAAGGAGGACUAUUGUGUGGUAAUUUCUAGAGUAAUGACUUUUUU
Molecule: messenger RNA, 915 nt
Organism: Abrus precatorius (Indian licorice)
Lineage: Eukaryota; Viridiplantae; Streptophyta; Magnoliopsida; Fabales; Fabaceae
Exons: 1
Coding region: 70-411 (113 amino acids)
Source: RefSeq, a predicted model, not a curated record